Molecule: messenger RNA, 273 nt
Organism: Myotis brandtii (Brandt's bat)
Lineage: Eukaryota; Metazoa; Chordata; Mammalia; Chiroptera; Vespertilionidae
Gene: SMIM9
Product: small integral membrane protein 9
Exons: 2
Coding region: 1-273 (90 amino acids)
Source: RefSeq, a predicted model, not a curated record
AUGAACCUCCCGAAGUUGCUGAUCGUUGGAUUUCUGCUGUGCUCUCUAACUUGCUUCUUGAAACCUCUGGUUUCCUCUUCGUCAUCUUUAACUGCUUAUAGACUACAAAAGGAGGACAGAUCAAAACCCCUCUCAAAGGAAAACUACAGGUCCUGGAUGAGCAACUUCAAGGGUUACUUGCGGGAUCUCAUCAAAAGCUCCCUACCUCCGGCAGCCAUUUUUGCCUUUCUUGUGAGCACCGCGCUAAUGGGAACCCUUUGCUGCCUCACGUAA